Molecule: messenger RNA, 915 nt
Organism: Diuraphis noxia (Russian wheat aphid)
Lineage: Eukaryota; Metazoa; Arthropoda; Insecta; Hemiptera; Aphididae
Source: RefSeq, a predicted model, not a curated record
AUGAAAAAAGAAAGUGAGUUUAAUUUUGGGGAAGAACAAUUGUCUGCAUUUGAAAAACUAAAGACAUCUUUAGUCUCUUCUCCAGUAUUAUGUUUAUAUUCUCUAUCAUUAGAGACCGAAUUGCAUUGUGACGCUAGUCAACUGGGUUUUGGUUCUGUCAAACUUACCACCGAUUAUGAGACUAGAUACUAUACUUAUGAACUUGAGUGUUUAGCCAUAAUUUAUGAUUUAAAAAGAUUCCAUAUUUACUUACAGGGUAUUCCAUUUACCAUUGUUACAGAUUAUGAUAGUUUAAGAUUAACGUUAAACAAAAAAGAUAUUUGUCCUAGAAUAAUGCGUUGGGCAUUUCGACCUAUUAGGAUUAUCUCAGAUAGAGUUUGUGCUUUUACUUCAGCUUUAUUUAAAGAUUUUAUGAAUGAAAAUAACAUUCAACUUAUUCAUAUUGCUACGGGUACACCUAGGGCCAAUGGGCAAGCUAAGAGGGUGAACCGUACAAUUAUCCCUAUGAUAGCCAAACUAGCACCAACCAUAUCACAAUGGGAUAAAACCUUAAUUGACAUUGGAUAUGUAGUGAACAAUACUGUUAACCGUUCUACCAAUCAAGCACCUGCAAUGUUAUUAUACGGUGUUAAACAAUUAGGUAGACCUAAUGAUAAAAUUAAAAUGUACUUAGACUCUUGUAUACAAAGUAUUGAUAGGGAUUUAGUURAACUAAGACAAGAAGCUGCUAAUCAAAUAAAUAAAGUGCAAUUACAGAACAAAACUAAUUAUGAUACAAAACAUAAACAACCAACAAAUUACAUUGAAGGGGACUUACUAUUAAUAAGAAACUAUGAUGUAACUAUUGGGACUAAUAAACAACUAGUACCUAAAUUUAAAGGUCCUUAUUUAGUAAAAAAAAACCUUACCCAAUGA